AGGGAGCGCGCGCGCCGCCGCGGGGCCAGGCCGAGCGCUGCUGGUGGCGUCCGAGGCUGAAGGCUUGGCGAGAAGGGCUUGCGGCCGCGUGUCGGGCUGUUGGUAUUGUGGCUGCCGAGGCCGCCCGCUCCUGGUCAUGAGAGGAGAAAGAGUCCUGAAGCAAAGACAUUUUAGAGAGAAAAUACUCAAGGGCCAUGCAAGCCAGCUGUAACCAACUGCAUGAUCCUCCGGGCACUGCACAUGAAGAUGCUGCAGCCUCCCCGUGUGGUCAUUCAAGAUCAACAGAAGGUUCCCUUCACCCUGGGGAUGUACAUAUCCAAAUAAACUCCGGACCAAAAGAAUAUUCUGAAAAUCCAAGCUCUAGAAAUCCCAGGUCAGGCGUCUGUACUUGUGCCCAUGGAUGUGUGCAUGGUCGUUUCCGGAGUUACUCCCACAGUGAAGCAAGACCACCUGAUGACUUUGCUACAGAGUCUGGGGAACAUGGAAGUGGCUCCUUCUCAGAAUUCCGCUAUCUCUUCAAGUGGUUGCAAAAAAGUCUUCCUUAUAUUUUAAUUCUGGGUAUUAAACUUGUUAUGCAGCAUAUAACAGGAAUUUCUCUUGGAAUUGGGCUGCUAACAACUUUUAUGUAUGCAAACAAAAGCAUUGUAAAUCAGGUUUUUCUAAGAGAACGGUCAUCAAAGCUCCGCUGUGCUUGGUUACUGGUGUUCCUGGCAGGUUCCUCCGUCCUCUUAUAUUACACUUUUCAUUCUCAGUCACUUCAUUACAGCUUAAUUUUCUUAAAUCCUACACUCGAACAGUUGAGCUUCUGGGAAGUUCUUUGGAUUGUUGGAAUUACAGACUUCAUUCUGAAAUUCUUUUUCAUGGGUUUAAAAUGCCUGAUUUUAUUGGUGCCUUCUUUCAUCAUGCCUUUUAAAUCAAAGGGAUAUUGGUACAUGCUUUUAGAAGAAUUGUGUCAGUAUUACCGAAUUUUUGUUCCUAUACCAGUUUGGUUUCGGUACCUUAUAAGCUACGGGGAGUUUGGUAAUGUAACUACAUGGAGUCUUGGGAUAUUGCUGGCUUUACUCUACCUCAUACUAAAACUUUUGGACUUUUUUGGACACUUGAGAACUUUCAGACAGGUCUUACGAGUAUUUUUUACACGACCGAGUUAUGGAGUGCCUGCCAGCAAGAGACAGUGUUCAGAUAUGGAUGGUAUUUGUACAAUAUGUCAAGCGGAAUUUCAGAAGCCAGUUCUUCUCUUUUGUCAGCAUAUAUUCUGUGAAGAAUGUAUCACCUUAUGGUUUAACAGAGAGAAAACAUGUCCACUGUGCAGAACUGUGAUUUCAGAAUGUAUAAACAAAUGGAAAGAUGGGGCCACUUCAUCUCACCUCCAGAUGUACUAAGUUGUUCCAACUAUUAAGGCCUCAAGACACUAAUUUUAUCUGGUUUGGUAACUAUUGAUAAAGGUAUAAUUGAUCUCCAGCAGUAGAAAAAGGCUUUAGGGUAUCACGAGACAUGUUUAUAGUUCAGUUUCUCAGAAGUUUAAGUGCAAGAGCCCUGCAUUUUUAAACUAUAUAUUCAUUCACCUUAAUAAAUAUGCAACAUUUAUUCCACUUAUUUGACAAAUAAUUGCAGUGUUAAAUUGGAAAUGUGAUUUCUUAUCAAUAAUACCAAAAUAGCAAUUAGAAAUAGAACUAGCCAUUUUAAAGGGGUUCAGGUACUGUUUCCUGACAGGUUUUCAGAAUAAAGAUUUUGCAUAGUAUUUUAAGAUAUAUAGUAUCUGAAACAAUUUACAGAUUUUUAUAAUUCCCAUUCUAAAAAUGCUUAAAUUUUUCAUAAGAUUGUAUUUUUAAAUGAAAGUUCUAAAUGCUAUAUUUUACCUAUAACAAUCACAUUUUCUAAGUGAAGAUUUACUGAGGAUGAUAUAUUUUAAUACUGUAUUAUGCUCUAUAAUAUGACUAGUAAUCAGUGAGAAUAAAUGAUUUAGAUUCAUUCACCUGGUGGACCUGUUAUGUACUCCUUGCCACUAGCUGUCUUGUGUUUUGUGUAGUACCAUGUAAUAGCUUGAAAUAACAAUGAAAGUGAUUUGAAUGUGGGCUGGGGAUGUAGCUCACAAGUUUUACAAUCACCACCUGUUGAGAUAUGAAAGCUUGCACCCAAGGCUGUGGUGGAGUGCCUGCUUAGUGCGCACUGUGUCCUGGCUGAAUUCCACAUCGAGGAGAAAGGGAGAAAACAGCAACUUUCACUCAGGGGAAGCCAGAACAUUAGUCAUCUCCAGCUGAUUUCUGCAAGAAGAAAAGGUAAUGGCGCACUUUACCUUUCCUUGUGUUUCCUCUGAAGAAUCUGAAAUCUUUACCAUGACUAAAGGGCUGCUACUGCGAAGGCUUCUUCGCAUUUAUCAUCAGUAACAAGGAGAAGUUGAGACAAAAACAAAUUAGCCGUGUAAGACAGACUAAGCUGGGUUCUAGAGAUGGCUUUAGCAGAUUAGAACAUGUGCUGCAGUUCCAGGACCAGAGUUUAUGCUGAAUGCUGGGAUUAAAGUCGUGUGCUACCACCACCACCACCACCACCUGACUAAAGUUAAACUUUAAAGACAGACUAAACCAGUACAUGGCUUAAUAAGGAUAGUGACCAAGUGUCAUGGGUGAAAUCAUGUCUGUACAGCUGCUACCUAGAUUGACAGAGGUACAGGAAGACUGUGAUACCCUCAACCAGAUAAACACCACAUCACUUUUUGUUUUAAAUGAGUAUUCACUCUAUAUUUGUGUAUAUUGUAUGUGUCCACACACACAUAGAGUCUAUUAUACACACACACACACCUUGCCUAAUGAGAAUCACUGCUAAGUAUAUUAAAUCACCUUCCUGGCUUUGUGGUGAAGCUUAGUUGUUAGAUAUACAAGGGAUGAAGGAGAGAAAGUGAUUUGUGAUUAAAAUUUCACUGUGAAAGUCAGCUGAAAUGACUUCCUGUUUAAAACUAUUACAUUCAUCCCUCUUAACACUUAUCACAGUUUCUCCAGGCAACUUGUUUUUUUAAUAUGAUUAAAUAACAAAGGGAGUUUGUAGAAGACUGAGGUGGGUGGAUUUUUUCACAAGGCUAUCACUUAAAAUUAGGAAAAGGGAAGUAACUCAUAGCAAAUAUUUUAACCCCAGCAAUUAAAGGCAGAAGCGGGUGAAUCUGAGUUUGAUGCCCAUCUAGUCUCCAGAGCAAGUUCCAGGACAGGCAGGGCUAUAGAGAGAAACCCUGUCUUGUUCCAGACCACCUAGGGCUAUAUAAAGAGAUCUUGUCUCUAAACAAAAACCAGAAAAUGUAGUAAGGUUGUGGUACUCAUUAUCAGUAAUAAACUGAAACAUUUCUCUUGCUUUUGCCCUUUGCUUUCACCUCAAAGGAAGAGGAUUGAUUUUGUGGAUUUAGAUCAUCCUCUCUAAACAGUUGCUGUCCCAGCACUGAGAAAUGCUGCUAGGGCAUAGAGCAAUGGCUCAGCAGUGAAGAGCACUGUUGCUCCAGAGGCCUGUGGGUGUUCCCACACCGCAGCGAACAACCAUCUCCAGUUCCAGGGGAGUCUGAUGCCCUCUUCUGGCUUUCUUGAGCAAUGCACACAUGAUGCAGACACAUACAGGCAAAACACCUAUAUACAUAAAAAUAAAUGUCCAAAGAGAGAGGGGAGGUAAGGGGAUUGGGGCCGGGGGGAGAUGCUACCAACCACCAGGAUUGAGACUAUAACUCCUUGCUAGAGAUACUUUUGUUUUUCAUUUUUUUCGAGAUUGGGUUUCUGUGCAGCCUACGCUGUCCUGGAACUUGCUUUAUAGGCCAGGCUAGCUACAAACACAGAGAUCUGCUUGCCUCUGUCUCCUGAGGACUGGGAAGGGACUGAAGGCAGGCACCACCGCAUGUGGCAAGAUGGGUGAUUUCUUUGUUUUUCAGAUUUAUUUUGUGAUAGUUAUGAUGAACCACUAUUAUGUGAGUACUAGAAACCAAAACCAUGCCCUCGAAAGGCACAGCAUUGCUCCUGUGAAGCUAUCUGACAUAUUUGCUAAUUUUUUGUACAAUUAUUUUGAACAUGAACAUUACAUUAUCAAAGCUAGCUAUGAGGUGUACUUAGGCAAAUUGUUGAUUAUUAAUAUAAGAAAUUAUUCCCACUAUUUUUAUGUGAAACUAGAUUCCACAUAGCUUGUUUCAUGAAUAUUUUUAAAAGCAAACAAUUCAAGUAUAUUAAAAAUAACAAGAAUCUGUAACACUUAAUACAUAAAAUGACCACUAAGAUUUGUUAUAUAUUUAAAUAGCUCCAAUGUCUCGGGAGAAAGUUUUAUAACUGUUAUCUUUUAUACAAAAGUAGUUUAUUAAAUAUGGUAACAUGAACAUAUCUAACACGUUAAUGAAAAAAUUGUACAUCUGUUAUGUAUGCUAUAGUAAAUAUACUAAAAUUUUUUUCUCUCAAGUAAUAAAAAAUCACUUCU
Mus musculus (house mouse) is the source of this 4434-nucleotide messenger RNA. It is a transcript of the gene Rnft1, whose product is annotated as ring finger protein, transmembrane 1. Gene Ontology annotation, molecular function: ubiquitin binding; ubiquitin protein ligase activity. The record is from RefSeq and is marked provisional. Gene Ontology annotation, biological process: protein ubiquitination; positive regulation of ERAD pathway; protein autoubiquitination. Lineage: Eukaryota; Metazoa; Chordata; Mammalia; Rodentia; Muridae. The transcript is spliced from 9 exons. Gene Ontology annotation, cellular component: endoplasmic reticulum; early endosome membrane. The coding region runs from base 195 to 1382 and encodes 395 amino acids.